This is a messenger RNA of Gongylonema pulchrum, 669 nucleotides long. NCBI's taxonomy places the organism in Eukaryota, Metazoa, Nematoda, Chromadorea, Rhabditida, Gongylonematidae. The record is from the annotation of a GenBank genome assembly.
AUGUUUUAUUUGUUCCUAAGCUUCAUGGAGUUUUCAUAUGUACAAGCAAUGCAGUGGGCUACAAUACGUGUGCAUCCCGCAUUGUUUAUUUCACAAGAAGCUGCAACUCGCCAGUGUAGUUUACCUUCGUUCGUUAAUGACUUACCGAAUGUAGAGAGGAAAGAAGUGAUAGCGGUGUGGAAGGAUUACAAACGAGGUGAAGACUGCUCGGAACAAAGACAAGAAACGCAAGAAAUUUUACCGAGCGAUGUGCGAGCGCUGCUGUUCGGUCGCCCUCCUGCAUUUCUUAAAGAUGCGCCAGUAGCCGUGAAGAAAAUGUUCCGUGAUAUAAUGCAGAACAAGUCAGUAGAUCACGAGGAAAAGAAACAGCAAUUAAGUAAAUUAGCGGAGGAAGUUUUAAGUCGCAGGCAGCUCAGUGAUUUCAAACGAUACCUGGAUGAGCACGAACAACGGAGGCAGGAGUUUCAGAACAAGGUGAGCCACAACAUUCUGAAUGCUAAUUCUGUCAUCGUGAACAGUCUUUCGCCAGAAGCUCGAGAUGUUUACGAGAAACUGGAACGUUUGAAGAUUGAACGAGCAAAACUCAUCGAAGAAAUGAAUGAUGAUGUACGAAAAGAGCUACGCGACUUGUACCGAAAACCCAAGAGCAAGAAAAGCCGUAAAUCUUGA